UGCUGUACAAGUUUAUUCAGGAGCGGUGUGUGAUAACUCCAACAUCUUAUCACAAUUAUUGAUAAAACUGAAAUGAAUUUGGAGAGGAUGCGGACUGAGCGAGUGAUAAUGAGGUCCCUGUGUCUGCUGGCCAUGUGUGCGGUCGUGGCACUGUGCAAGCCCACGUCCGAGAAGAAGGACCGGGUGCACCACUCCAAGGACCUGGACGGACGGGAGCACCAAGAUGACAAAGGAUACCAGUUCGACCACGAGGCCUUCCUGGGCAAAGAGGGUGCAAAGACCUUCGACCAGCUCACUCCGGAGGAGAGCAAAGAGAGGCUGGGGAAGAUCGUGGACCGGAUUGACCAGGACCAGGAUGGACUGAUCACUGCCGAGGAGCUGACGGCGUGGAUCAAACGGGCACAAAACCGCUACAUGGACGAGAACGUCAAUAGACACUGGAAGGACUACGACCUCAACCAGGAUGACAAGGUCUCGUGGGACGAGUACAAGAACACUACCUACGGAUACUACAUCGGCGGUGAGGAGUUCAGUGACGUCAGUGAAAGCGAGGACAGGGCCAGCUACAAGAAGAUGUUGAGGAGGGAUGAGCGAAGGUUCAAGAACGCAGACAAAGACGGCGACCUCAUCGCCACAAAAGAGGAGUUCACUGCAUUCCUGCACCCUGAGGAGUUCAACUACAUGAAGUCUGUUGUUGUGAUGGAAACCAUUGAAGAUAUUGACAAGGACGGUGAUGGCAAGGUGGACCUGAAUGAAUAUAUCGGUGACAUGUACACACCAGAAGAAGGCGAGCCUGAACCAGACUGGGUGAGGAACGAGCAGGACCAGUUCAAAAAGUUCCGUGACCUCGAUAAAGAUGGGAAGCUGGACCACCAGGAGAUCGAGCGUUGGAUUCUCCCAGGAGAUUACGACCACGCCUUGUCAGAGGCCAAGCAUCUGAUCCACGAGUCUGAUAAAGAUGAGGACGAGAAGCUGACAAAACAGGAGAUCUUAAACAACUGGAAUAUGUUUGUUGGCAGCCAAGUGACCAAUUAUGGGGAGGACCUAACACGAAAGCACGACGAGCUCUGAGUCGCAAGUCAGGGUUGUCGAUCUAUCCAUCCAUCGGCACCAAUCCCACAGAGAUUGCACCAGAAACAUUUUUUUUAAACCAACCCAGGAUGUGAAUAAUUUGAAAUGUGAUCAAAAACGUUAAUUGUAUUCGGUUAUUCUGCUUCCCUUUAAAUGACUGUGUCCCAUCCAGCUUAAAGAGAGGGUUUCAAUGUUCUGUUGGAGAUGUGUUUGACUGGCUCUUCCAUGAUGAAGGAAGUGGCCCAGAAAAGGAUCCACAUGGCAAAACUGUAAAUGGGUUAAUUUAUUCCAGACUUUGGCAUUCCAGCUGAGACUGAGCCCCCCCCCCCCCCCCCUUAGCUUUUAGCGUCUUUUUUUUUCUUUCUUUCAUAUCUCAAUCUCCUUUACUCCUACAAAGGGUUUUUAUUUCUUUAAGCAUUAAUGUAUGGCCUAUUUGAUGGCUUCAGCCACCCCCAAUGCACAAUCCUGUACAAUCUUCAAUAGAUUGAUGCCUUGUCCUCGCUGCUCCUGAGCAGACAUCUCUGUCCUGGUGGGUGAAGCCCAGUUAACGCUGGAGUCCACUGCUGCCGCCAGCACCAUUGCUCCCAUCCCCAGCAGUCCGCAGGUUCCAAAUGACCCAGGGUCGUGCAAGGUUGAUGAUAGGAACUCAGUAACAGGUAACACAGUCACUAAGCUUGCAUGCCCAUCAGAGUUGAGAAUCUGGUCCAAUCAGAAAUUUUAAUUUAACUUGUGUUUUAAUACAAUCUGCUCACCAUUUUUGGGACCAAAGGUUUGAUAGCAAACCUGUUAGUUCCUGUGUAUGAGCCCCAAUUUAAUUCCUGUCACUGAUAAACUUGUAGAUCCCUGGUAUUGUGCAGCUAAUGGAAAUCUCUACUUGUGACUAAUUUCUGCACACAAUCUGAAAUUUACUUUAACCCAUACAAAGAAAGAUCUAAAAGAGAGGCUCAAAACCACAAUAUUGAUUAUUUCAUAACAGAGAGAGACCAGUGUAAAACCAUUGUGAAGAGCUUUUGCAAUAUGUUACUGAGAACCAUCUGUAAAUGUGUUCUUUGAACUGUUAAGACUUGUUUGUGGUUUUUGCCAUCCCAUUUGCUUCUUUGUUUGGAUGACAAACUAUCAGAAGAAGAGUUACAGGUAGUUCAUAGGAAGUGCUUUAACAUUACGGAGAGACGAUGGUCAAACACAAUGAGGUGCAGCCAACACGGUCCCGGUAUCAAUGCAUUUUUUAUUCCACAUCCUCCAUUAUUUUUUGUGAAAGAUUAUGUUCAGAUAGAUGGGUGGGAAGUUUGGCUGUCUGUAUAAAUCUAAUUCAUUCCUUGCACGGGGGAUGGAAUAUGUUCAAAGCUAUAAACUUUAGGGCCCAGUCUCUCUCCACCCUUCUAGUUAGAAACCAAAUCUUUGUAGUCACUUUCUACUUGAGGGUGGAAAGAGAGAAUGUUCUUGUUUCCAAUAUAGGAACUAAAAUACACUAUUGGCAAAGGGUAAAAGGAUCCUAAGUCGAUGUAGAUAUGAGGUGGGGGUAACUGGUAAAAAAUUGUCUGCAUGAUCAGUGCAUGGAUAUACCAAAUGGCUGUCUCCCAGUUUUCCUCCAAGGAAGCCCCACCAAAUAAAUGGUUCAAACUAAAAACUGUACAACUGUGCAGUUAAUUUUCCACACCAACCUGCAGUGUGGUCCAAGUGUGGUGAAGCAGUUUGCCUACUGACGGCUCAAGGGCAGUAAUUCAUGUGCAAUAUCCAACCUGUCAGUAGGGUUACCCCUCACCUUUUUACUCUGUGACAAUUUAAGGCAAACUGAAAUCUGUGGCGAUGAGCUUGGGAAAAUAAAUGUAGCGCUACCAAACUCCAACCUGUGAUCAGCCAGAAGGGUUGACCUUCUCUUGGCCGUCAGGCUCCAGUUCUAGCGUAUGGGUGAGCAUCAGAAUCUAAUAUUGCUGACUGUGACUGAGCGUAUUAGAACAUAGGAAAUUACAAAAGCCCAGGCCCACUAUGUUGAGAUGACCUUUAACCUAUCUAAGAUCAAUCCAACCCUUCCCUUGGACGUAACCCUCCCUCCUUUCUUUCUAUCAUCCAUGUUUCUUAAAUGUCCCUACCACCAUAUCCAGCAGGAUGUUCCACAUACUCACCACUCUGUUUUUGAAAGAAACACAAACUACCUCUGGCAUCCUCCUAUACUUAUCAACUUAAAACUAUGCCCCAUGUAUCUGCCAUUUUCACCCUAGAGGGAAAAAGUUUUGACUAUCCACUUGAUUAUGCCUCUUAUCACCUUGUACAGUUCUAUCAAAUCACCUCUCAUCUUCCUCUGCUCCAGAGAAAAGCCAGGGCUCGCUCAACCUUUCCUCAUUGGGCACGCUCUCGAAGCCAGGCAGCUUCCUCUGCACCCUCUCUAAAUUAGUCAUAGCCCCCUUUAUUGCUUCUGCCUAGCCAAACAGCUUUCUUUAGAAAUUCCCAGCUCGGAAUGGGGUAGUGGUGGGUAGGGUGGUUAGAGUGACAGUACUUUCUGCUUCUGCUCAUUAAGCUCUACCUUGCAAAGUGAACAAGCAGGGUUCAGCGUGGUAUUGGGGUUUUGUUCCAGUCGAAUCUUUGAAGAAAGUUCUGGAAUGCAUUCUGGCAGUUAAUACCUCUGGACCUUGACCCAGUGAGGUUUUGUACAUCAGAAUUGAGAAAGAGGGAGGGAAUGCCAAAGCAGAUGUAAAUGCCAUGGGUUUACUAAGCUCACAUGGCCUUGCUCAUUACUGCUGGAUUUUUUUGGUUCCAGGAUGAACGUGGGGAAGGUGUCGUGCUGUGUCAACAGCACCUUGCUCUAUAUGUUUGACAAGAAACCUCAAUGAGUCAAUAAAUCUUUAAUAUAAUGCUGUGUUGUCUUCUUUACAAAAUAGGUUUCUAAAGAUUCUGCAAAUCCAAAACGUCUCUCCCACACAUACACAUACAAUGUUGGAGGAACUCAGCAUCUCUGCAGGGAAAUAACAUUCAGGCCGAGACCCUUCAUCAAGUUAAGAUUCUUGACUGUUCAUUCCCCUCCAUAGAUGCUGCCUGUCCUGUUGAGUUCCUCCAGAGUCUCUUGUUUCUACCGCCCCCCCCCACCAAAAAUAAAAGCUAUGCAUGGAGAUUCCAGUUUUAUAUUAGUUCUACCAGAGUAACUUGCCUUAAAUUAUUU
This is a messenger RNA of Hypanus sabinus (Atlantic stingray), 4225 nucleotides long. It is a transcript of the gene rcn3, whose product is annotated as reticulocalbin 3, EF-hand calcium binding domain. NCBI's taxonomy places the organism in Eukaryota, Metazoa, Chordata, Chondrichthyes, Myliobatiformes, Dasyatidae. Bases 73 to 1071 code for a protein of 332 amino acids. Gene Ontology annotation, molecular function: calcium ion binding. The record is from RefSeq and is a predicted model, not a curated record. The transcript is spliced from 7 exons. Gene Ontology annotation, cellular component: endoplasmic reticulum.